Molecule: messenger RNA, 954 nt
Organism: Emiliania huxleyi CCMP1516
Lineage: Eukaryota; Haptophyta; Isochrysidales; Noelaerhabdaceae
Exons: 1
Coding region: 1-954 (317 amino acids)
Molecular function (GO): phosphatidylcholine lysophospholipase A1 activity
Source: RefSeq, a predicted model, not a curated record
AUGCGCCUGGGCAUCUCGCUCUCGCCUCUUCUUGUUCUUCAGGCGGCCGCCGCCCUUGCGUCCGAUGACGUCCUCCUAGUAGACGGCGGCUCCUGUCCAGCCGACCGACUGAAGGUUGUGACAAACGCAGCAUGCAAGACGGCAAGGGAGGAGGUGCAGCCCCGGAAGUCGAAGUACCGUGGGAAGGAGAGGACGAGCUCUUGGCCGAGCGGCUGCUACUACUGCGAUGGCGUGCAAGGCUGCCAAUCCGGGACGUGGCUCAACCGCCAUCCCAAUGGCGGCCGUGUGCCAGCCGGCGUGCAGACCUACUGCGCUAAGGCGGCGUGGUCUGGUUGCAGCAACGGUGGCUGCGCCGGCGGCGCGACGAGCGUCUUGUUUGCUGGCGACAGCGAUAUCGAGCUGUGGAAAAAGACUCGACAAUAUUUCCCUGGCUCGGCCAACGAGGGCGUCGGCGGCUGGACUUGCCGCAAGCUACGGAAGAAGAUUGGUGGCUUCCUAGACCGCUACAACCCAGAAUGGGUCGUCCUCGUGUGCGGAGAGAAUGACGUUGGUAACGGCCGCACUGUCUCGGCGACAUUCGACGAUUUCCGGGCGAUCGUCUCGAAGAUCAACGCGGCGGGAGCUCGCGUUGUAUAUGUUGGCACAAAGCCGGAGCCAUCAACGUCGUCUCUUCAUGCAAAGUAUCGCGCCUACGACCGACUAAUCCGUCAGCACGCCGCUUCCCUCGCAAGCGCAGCAUUGGGCUCCCGGCCUCCACUGAUUAUGGUCGAUAGCUACCGAGGCUUCGUCGAUCUCGGCAACCCAAACUCCCUGUACGCUGGAGACAGGCUUCACCUAAGCAAAAAAGGCUACGCACACUGGACGACUUGGACGCAGCAGGCGCUGGCGCAGGCCAGCACGGCGUGUGAGGUGUGGCGCAGCGGUGCGUGCACGCAGAACGGGGGCCGCAGAUGA